This is a messenger RNA of Metarhizium robertsii ARSEF 23, 792 nucleotides long. RefSeq lists its product as uncharacterized. The coding region runs from base 1 to 792 and encodes 263 amino acids. The transcript has a single exon. NCBI's taxonomy places the organism in Eukaryota, Fungi, Ascomycota, Sordariomycetes, Hypocreales, Clavicipitaceae. The record is from RefSeq and is a predicted model, not a curated record.
AUGCAGAGACCACGGCCGCCGUCGGCGUCGACUUCACCACACUCCCGUGCAGGUCCAGACGGCGCGCCUCGAUCGGCGUCCCGCGCGAGAUGGCACAUGUCGCCAUCGCCAUCGCCGUCGCCAUCGCGGUCCCGGACGCCGUCGCAGUCCCGCUCACCGUCAAGAUCAACAAGACGCAGCGCGUCGCGGCCGCCCCCCAGACGCAGCUCCAGGGACUCGCAGCAGGAGAAGGAGCACAACCGGGGCAGGCUCAUCAAGGACUCGGCCGGCCUGCUGCUGGGCAUCGGCGUGGCGGCCGUUGUCGCCCACAAGUUCUGGCCAAAGGGGAUGCUGUACGGCGCCAAGGAGGAGUGGGAGACGCGCCUGGACAAGGCCAGGGACAAGGUGCUUGGGGACGACAAUGGCCGUGGCCCUGACGUCCGUCGCCGGGAGAGGGGCCGUAGUAUGAAUAGGGGCAGGGCCUACCACUACGACUACGAGAGCGAGAGACUGGCCGUGGAAAGAGGACCCGCGGCCCCCUCGCCGAGGAGCAGAAGUUGUCGGGAACGAGUUCCCAGGGGACGAAGCCUGGGACCGCUCCGGAGGAGAGUCUACCAAGAGGCUGCUGACACCGCGAGGUGGGAGAGGCCGGGGCCCGGGCAUCGCCAACAGGGUAGGGGGGAGCCAUUGUAUGCUUCGGAAGGAUUUCCCCAUCUACCAGAUGUGGAUUUGGGACACCGCGCUCGUCGUGAAGAUGACUUUACUGUAGUGGAGAGAGACUUGCCGCGACAUGGUGGCCGUGGGUAUAGAUGA